UUAAGAAUCAAAAUAUACAAAAGAUUGAAUUCGUUGGUAUAAAAGCUAGAUUUAAAUAUUAAUUUUAAAAUAAGUAGAGGUGAGAACAGCAUAUAUUUAUUUAUUGAUAGAAGAUAAAACAUCAGUGAUGAAAUUUUGAGUGGAUAUAUGAAUUAACAUUUAAGAAAUAGAUCCAAAAGUUAAUCAGAGAUUAUAGAAGAGAAAUUUUAUUUGUAGAAUUUAGAAGAUGCCAAACUUAUAAGCCAAAAAUCUUGCAUGCCGUAAAUUAAGCUUAAUGAUUUGGCAGACAUUGAAUUGAAAAAUAGCGUUGAAAAUUUAGAUGAAUAUAAAUAUCAUAACUAGGUGUACUUUAGCAAUAUUCCACUCAAAAAUAUAAACAGACAAAAUUAAUCUAAAAAGUAAACUAAUUUUGAUGAUGAUGCUGCUGCUGCCAGCAGUUAGAGUAGUUAAUAGUACUCGUUUAGGAGAAACAAAAUUGUUUUACCUAAAUUCAAUUAUCAUAACAAUCUAAUACAAAACAACUUUUAGCUUAUAUUUUAAAGUAAUGGCGAUAAACAGUAUCCAUAACUUGAAGAUGAGGGAGGAGAUUAACCACAAGUGGUUGAUCUAAAUCAAUAAGUAGUACCAAACAAGCCUACUAAUGAAAAAGAGUAAAUAAAAACAGAUUCUACACUCAAAACUUAAUCUAGAUCUGCUAGUGAGUUAUCUCAAAGAAAAAAUUAUUACUUUUAAGAUGACAAAAGUGUAAAUGCUGAAAAUUUAAAAUAAGGUCAAGCUAUUUCAAGACGUUCCAAAAGAUAGUCAUCCAAAUAAUAAAGACAGAAGAUUAUUGGAAAACCAUACGAUGUGAUAUUUAGAUGGUCUUAGUUUUUUGAGACCCUAAUUUAUUUUAUGAUUUUUGGAUUUUUAAUUGGUCCUUUAGCCACUUUAGUAGUUUACUUAAAAACUGGGUCUUUUCAUAUGGCGCAUAAUAUGGGGUUUUAUGUAAAAAGCACAUUUAAUUUGAUCACUUUAUACAUAUGCUUUGUCGGUAUUACAGUUAUGAUAUUUGUAAAGUUAAAUUCUACAGAAAAUAUUGUUUUGUAUUACUCAGAAUAUAUAUUUAUUAAUUUCUUGAUGUAUUUGAUGCUUUCAAUUAAGUUUGGCUACAUGCAUACUUUGAAGUAUUAGAAAUAUAAAACUAGCUAUUUGAAGGGAUCUGAUUUGAUUGAGGAUUAUUUAAGAAAAUAUUGGAAACACUAAGAUGCAAGUAUUAUAUAAAAAGAGUUGCAUAAUAGCAUACAGAGGAACGAAGUAGAACUUUCAACUUUCUGUUUGGAAUUUAUAAUAAAUCCUUCUUAACAAAUAAUGCAAAAGCUAGGACAAAAUUACAUAAAAAGACCUAAAUUAAAAAUACUUAACCAUGAAAGAAAUUUAGACAAUUUAGUACAUUGCUACAAUAUCAUUCUCUACUUGAUAGAUUAUUACAACUCUAAUUUUAGUAAUAAGAAUCUCACUUUAAAGUCUGUAUGCAUUGUUGUAGUAAGGAUCAUUUACAAUAUCUUCAUAAAGAUAUAUCCUGUGAUAAAUGGCGAUUUAAAAGUUGAUGUAUACUCUUUUAUUUGCUUUACUAUGAUUAUGAUUGUUGAAACAUAUUGUCUAUUCUACUUUAUAGAGAUUGCUUACAUUCUCCUGAAUGAUUUAAAGAGAAAAGAAUUUCUACUAAUUUAAUUAUCGUAUUUGAUUUCUCCUAAAAAAAUAGAAGCUAUCAACUAGUUCAACAGAAGAAAAAUUUUACCGACACUCACGAUGGGUUGUCCCAUAAGCAUAAGAUCUUGGGGAAAAAUGAGGCAAGUAAUUAUGGACUAUGGUAAAGUAUUUGAAAACAGGUCAAACUUUUUCCUUUCAUGCUACUUGCUUUUUAUAGAGGGAAUCACAAUAUUUGUAUUACUGAGUGUUUUUGGGAUUAUUAAAACAAAUUUGCAACUUAAUCUUCAGGAUAUAUUGAUCAUAGGGUAUGAUCUUUUGCUUUUUCUAAUUCUGACUUCUAAGUGCUUUAUGACUGCGGCCGCAAUAAAUGAACAGUCAACACUGCACUAAGGUAUAAUAAUGAAUAACAAAAUAAUAUUCACUGAGAUUUCUCUAAACUAUGAGUUAUAUUCAAAUAAAAAUAUUCACCUUACAAGCUGUGUGUACUCCACUUUAAUCAAUAGCUUUAGCAGAAUUGUAAAUGAAAUAGAGUAUAGCCACGUGGAUUAUGUAGAAUAUACUUGGUAGAUACAAGAGUUAUAUUAAAAUCUGAUUUAAGAAAUAGAUAUCUAUUAAUAAUACAGACCGAUGAAGGUAACAAACAUAGUGGUCUCAAAAAAUUUAGUAAUUUAAAUUUUCCUUUCUACUUUAUCUGCACUAGUGGCGUUAAUAUGGCAUUAAGAAUUAUAACCAUUGAUUUUUAAGGAUUUUUGAAUAAAUUAAACCAAAAAUGCAUCUUUUUCUUCAACAUAUAAACAUUUUACUUUUAUAAAACUAUAACUG
Tetrahymena thermophila SB210 is the source of this 2511-nucleotide messenger RNA. Its product is annotated as transmembrane protein, putative. The transcript has 5 exons. The record is from RefSeq and is a predicted model, not a curated record. NCBI's taxonomy places the organism in Eukaryota, Ciliophora, Oligohymenophorea, Hymenostomatida, Tetrahymenidae.